CCACACGACCGCAGUUCUAAACCAGACCGCAGCGUGUGUGUGCGCCGUUCCGUUUACUGUCCUUGCUCUCACCUUUACUGGCCGCUGGGCUUGUCCAUCGACUUUGCCCGUAUAUAUAGUGCACCCAAUGAUUAUAAAAGUUUCCAUUCACUUUAAAACCUCGAGAGAGGAUGCGUGUCUCUUCCACAAAGAAUACGGACUCGCAAGUGAUUUUUGCCAUUUCAUAGUUCUGUGAAAAUAAAUCUAUUCCACGGCGGUUCAUCUGCUUUGUGUUAGUUUAUCUCCCUUGCAGAGCUGUUCGUUUGUUUAUUUUUUUUUUCACUAGCGCUGUUGGGUUCAUCAGGUACGCGCUGACACAAUAACACAUGGUAUUACUUGAAUCAACACUGUCAUUUCAUAAACUUAGAUUGUCCGUAACUGAGCAGAGCCGCUGAUGAGUUUGCGUCAGCUGUACCGAUAUUUUGGCGAGCAAUACAACCUUUUCUACCCGAAAGUCAAGAAGUGAAGACUAAGAAGACCUUGUUCGACCUUCAAGUGAAUGUAAUCAAGAAAAAAAUUACUGAGAGCCCCUGAAUCCAACUGGGAAAUAAUGUUCAAGAGUUAUCUCAUUUACAACUGAUGCUUAACUGAAGACAGUGUCGUCGCAUCUUUCUUAUACACAAUCAUCAAGGUAGACUGGUAGAGGUAAUACGUGCAUCGGGCGAUCCAUUCAGGCCUUACAACUGUUCCAUGUAAUCCAGUACUUGUGCCCGCGAACUGCUUCCCUGUCAGCGUUAGGCUUAAAAAAAACCAGUACUUGCCGCAAGCUGCGAUUGCUAGACAACUGGAACGGUGAAAAGAGAGGUGGAAAAUUGAACAAUUUUGCUCAAUCACUGAUUAUCUCAGAUUUGAGGGGGAUUCUGUAGAAUUUCUUGGAGAAAUUGGAAAAAGGUGUAAGCGAAAGCCGAUAAAGAUUAUCUUGUACCGAACUUCUCCAUCGUUCCCUGUGAUUUGGUUGUGUUGAGAUUAGUAUGGCCCCGACUCCAACAAUGGAGAUGGACGACAGUUUCCAACAGGACUGGCAGGAUCUUAUAGCUACGCAUCCUGUCUGCAGAAUGACACGCGACACGAGUGACCCGCCAAUCGAUGCUGUGAACAUCCCCCACGUGGUGGCGAUGGUGGGGUUGCCUGCCAGAGGCAAGACCUUCAUCGCCAUGAAGCUCGCCCGCUACCUCAACUGGGCUGGCAUGCCGACCAAAGUUUUUAACGUGGGGGAUUACCGGCGCAAGGCAAUGGAACUUUUCCCUGGACACGACUUCUUCUUGACCGGCAACAGAGAAGGGACAGCCAUCCGCAACAGAGUGGCUCUUGACGCGCUUCAGGAUGUAGUAGAGUUCCUAGCGUCAGGAGGACAGGUGGGGGUGUACGAUGCUGCCAACAUCUCCCAGGAACGUCGCAAGCUUAUCCACCACAUCAUCGUCGAGCGACUCGGCUACAAGCUCUUCUUCAUCGAGUCCAUCUGCAACGAGCCUAAGAUCAUCGAGGCCAAUAUUAUGGAGAGCAAAGUAACGAACCCCGACUACAGCGACAUGGCGACCGAGGACGCCGUCAGCGACUUCCUCAAGAGGAUCGACCACUACUGCAGUCGCUACGAGACCAUCGAUGAGGAGAACGAGAAGACCUUCAGCUUCAUGAAGAUCUUCGAUGCUGGUCGGCGUGUGGUUGUUCACAAACAGGAGGGACACAUUCAGAGCAGAGUUGCUUAUUAUCUCAUGAACAUUCACAUCACACCGCGCUCCAUCUACCUCACCAGACACGGCGAGAGUGUGUUCAACCAAAUGGGGCGUAUCGGCGGUGACUCGGACCUGUCGCCCAACGGUCUGGAGUACUCCAAGGCUCUGGCCAAGUUCAUCAAGAGCCAAAACAUCCCCAACCUCAGAGUCUGGACCUCGUACAUGAAGAGGACCAUUCAGACUGCCAGCAACAUCGACGCGCCUCAGGAGCGUUGGAAAGCUCUCAAUGAAAUCGACGCAGGAAUCUGUGAGGGCCUGACUUACGAAGAAAUUCAGGAACAACUGCCUGGAGAGUUCGCUGCUCGUGACAACAAUAAAUACCAAUACAGGUAUCCCCGUGGGGAGAGCUACGAGGACGUGGUGUACAGGCUGGAGAGCGUCAUGAUGGAGCUGGAGCGCCAGGAGAACGUGCUGGUCGUCGGCCACCAGGCCGUGCUGCGCUGCGUACUGGCGUACUUCCUCGACAAGACCGGCGAGGAGCUGCCGUACCUGAAGGUUCCCCUGCACUCCAUCAUCAAGCUCACGCCCCAGGCCUACGGCUGCAAAGUCGAGCUCUUCAAGAUCCCCAUAGACUGCGUCGACACCCAUCGCUGCAAACCUCUUGUGACGCGCAAUGAUGAGGGCAAGGAAGAAUAUCUCGGCCCCGAGGAUGUGAUCCACCAGGAGAGGGUCGAAGUCACGGCCGUCCAAGGGCUUGUCAAGAAAAUGUGCGUGUCUCCUUCCAAAGAUCUUUCUUCUACCCAAGAAGAUGAUGAGGGAUGUGUCAAAACCACCAUCUACAAGAUUUACAAGUGAACUUUUCCAGUGAAGAAGUAGUAUUCACGAAUUUUACCUUCGCCAUUCACUGCAGAUGCUCGUGUUGCUUCUGACUUGCGUGCUACAGUGAUUUAUUGGAGCUUAUAUAGCUGCGAUUUGGAUUCAGGUAGUUCGUAAUUGCAUUGAGAUGAAGAUAACGGAUGAAUUAGAGCCGUGUUUGAGGUAAUCUGCCCAGGAUCACGUUAUAGAUGUUAUCGUUUCGCACAAUCCUAAGUGUACAAAGCGUUUUUAAAAGCGCUUGAGUGCCAAAACUUUUCAACACGGAAUUUUAGCUGGUAAUGAAACCAUGCCCAUCUUCGGAGGCUUGUGUGUUUACACGAAUUAACAAUUAACACCAAGCAUUGUGGGUUCACUAUGUUCGAGAUUUGGGAUCGCACGAGAAAGUGAAUAUCAUUUGUGAUCUUCUACACGAUGAUCAUACUGAAAGGAUUGUGUAUUAUAAACAGCUUGCAAUGAUAUCUUAAACUUUGAUGUUCGCAAGGAUCGAUUGGGAGUGCACGUGUGGGGCAGGUGAAGACAUUUUCCACUUUCAAUUGACCCAAUAUCAUAACGUAUACUCUGGAUUUCAUCCUGAUGUACAUUGAUAUUUGACGUGAUUGGUUAUAAUUUAGCUGUGGGCAUGAUAAAAUAUCUAUUGGCGUUCCGUGUGACAAUACGUGUGACCUCCCGUCGUGCCAAUGAUGGUCAAACAAGUCUACGGUAGCGAGGCCCCACAUUCGGAGUGUCGGAGAGAUCUUGCGCGACGAUGCAGUUUGGCGUUUUUUGUAUGGAUCCCAAUAAUUAUGUGAUUAAGUUGUGCAGCGUGCAUCAAAGAAGAAAUUACAGCAAGGUUAUAGAUAAAUUCGUAACAUUUCGUAAACUACUCUCAAUUGUAAAAUUUGGUUUUUGCCACGCCUGACACGAUGCAUAAAAAGAAUGGUAAAGAAGGGAGAGGUGCGUCAAAGAUCUCUUCCAAGGUCUUCACGUGGUUGUUAGACUCUCCAUAUUGCCGUAGUUUUGCUUAUAAUUACUUUAGGGUUUGAGUUUUAUUGCUUAAGGGUUGGGUUUGUUUAAGCUUAGGCUCGAAGAAUAUAAGAGCAUUUUAUUUUUAAUACUAAUUUCGUGCUUUGAAUCGAGGUUGUGUACUUGGUGGCUUCUGCGCUAUUUAAUGGAACAUGACUUAUAUAAAGGCCAUGUAUUGUUGAAUGCUUACAAGGAAUUUUUAAGGAAGCAACCAUACGGAUUAGUUUAUGCUUCAUUAUAAACUUAAUGUUUAUGCUUAUGCAUAGGCUGCCUGUGUGGUUAAGAUCGCCAAUUUUGGAGCCGUGAGUUGAGGGUGCGAAAUCCACAACUGUUUGAGAAAAUUGUGGGCCAACUUGGCCUAAAUCAAAACGAACAUCAUAAUAAUAGAUAUUAUCUAGAGCACACAAGAAGCUUCGGAUAAAACUGAAAAAAAUCAUUUUAGAGCAAUCCUCGGUCUACGGAUCACGCUCCCCACACUUAGUGAGAAUUAGCUUAAGCUGCGCUCCGGGCUGUUUAAUUGUUGACAGAUUAUUAAAUCUAUUUAUUAUGAAUUAUAUAAAAAUUGAAAUAUAACAUUAAUUAUGUUACAAGAUAUAACAAAAUUUUACCGUCCAGUUCCUAAAAUUUAGAAUGUUGGAAUGAAAACUUCCUAUCCUGGGACUGGUUGGAAUUGUUGGAAUUAACUGAGCAAAAUAAAAGUAUCCUGAAAUGCGUCGCAAUUGUUCAGUGCCACAGUACAAUUGCUGGUCUAGUUUGAAACAUAACAGUAAUGGACAUAGACCCUGAGAAAUGAGUUAGAUUUUGUUCAAAUAGCGAUGCACUUUUUGCAUUAUAUGGUUUCAUUUUGACCCACUUUGGUAUCAGUGCUACAUAGGCUCUCUGCCCAUGCUGUGGGUAAGGAAAUGUGUCACUAUUUAGACAAUUGAUUCAUUAAUUUCCGGAGUGUACGGGAGCAUUUAAAGUGAUGUGAAAGACAAUGUUAAACGCACAGUUUUAACCGUUAUUAUUUUCACACGUAUCAUUUAUACGGUCAUUAUCUACACUGCCCUGCGAUUGUAGUAAACAUUACUGCUUCGCAAAUCACCAGUUUGUUAUAGCUUUGAGAAUAAAUAAUUUUUGCUUCAACAUUCUUAGCUUCAAAUGCUUCGUCCCUGAUGAAUAUUUUAUCUGUUUUUGCGUGUAAUAAUUAUUUGGGUGAUAAUAACAUUCGUUUGUACAUAUUAUUAUUUUACUGCAAUUGUGGGCCGCUGCACUAUACCUUCUUCAUUCUGAUAUGCGCGAUGUCGUUACCUAACUUUUGAUUCAAUGAUGGAAAAUAACAUGAGAUGUGAAACGUUAGAACGAUUUCGACUUCUCUAGAAGAAAGUGAAGAACAUUCCUUAGUCAGCUGACGCAGCUGAAAUGUUCAGUUGCUCACGUAUGAUUAAUAGACAUAAUUAAGAAAACAAUUUUUCACAUAACUAAAUCUCCUCACAUCAAAUAAACCACGAAAUUGUGUGCGAAAUGAGUUAGAGGAAGCCUAUAAAUUAAUUAAUAUGUCGCUUCGAACUUUAUAAUUAUUUGAUAAAUGUUAUCCAAGUUUACCAAGAGCAGCUUGUUUGUUUAGCUUAAGAGGUAGCAUUGCUAUAUAAAGCUUCGCAGCGCUACUCAUGUUCUAAUGUAUUACAUUUGGAAAUAAAAUAAGAAUUUAUCGAU
Messenger RNA from Hyalella azteca, 5285 nucleotides. Its product is annotated as 6-phosphofructo-2-kinase/fructose-2,6-bisphosphatase-like. Gene Ontology annotation, biological process: fructose metabolic process; fructose 2,6-bisphosphate metabolic process. Lineage: Eukaryota; Metazoa; Arthropoda; Malacostraca; Amphipoda; Hyalellidae. Gene Ontology annotation, molecular function: fructose-2,6-bisphosphate 2-phosphatase activity; ATP binding; 6-phosphofructo-2-kinase activity. The record is from RefSeq and is a predicted model, not a curated record. Gene Ontology annotation, cellular component: cytosol. The transcript is spliced from 11 exons. Bases 1011 to 2567 code for a protein of 518 amino acids.